GGUGUUGGGGCGCGCUCUGAGCUGAUCUUGGAGCCCUGGAGAGGGGGGCUACAGGGUGCCCACAGCGCCCAUGAACUUGGGGCUGGCAGGGUCCCUGCAGGUCCAGUUAGCAUUGGAGACUGUGAUCCAGACACUGGGGAGCAAUGUCCUGGGGUCUGGCCAGGAGAAGGGCCUGAGCCUGCAGGAUCUGGUCACGGCCUCGCAGCCUGCCAGCCUACCUGUCUACAUCAGGGAGAUCAUCACCCGUAACCUCUGUCAGUCUGAGAGCCCAGCCCCACUGCAGGACCCAGAGAUGGCCUCGAUGCUGUCACUGCAGGAGGAGAACCAGCUGCUACAACAGGAGCUGUCCCGCGUGGAGGAUCUGCUAGCCCAGAGCCGAGCCGAGCGUGAUGAGCUUGCCAUUAAGUACAACGCAGUCAGCGAGAGGCUGGAGCAGGCUGUGCGGCUGGAGUCUGGGGAGCCGGAGGCGCAGGAGCCCAGGGGGCUAGUGCGGCAGAGCGUGGAGCUGCGGAGGCAGCUGCAGGAGGAACAGGCCUCCUACCGGCGCAAGCUGCAGGCUUACCAGGAGGGCCAGCAGCGGCAGGCCCAGCUGGUGCAGAGGCUGCAGGCCAAGAUUCUCCAGUACAAGAAGAAGUGCUCCGAGCUGGAGCAGCAGCUGCUGGACAGGUCCACAGAACUGGAGCAGCAGCGGCUGAGGGACACAGAGCACAGCCAGGACCUGGAGAGCGCCCUCCUGCGCCUGGAGCAGGAACAGCAGAGGAGUGCCAGUCUGGCCCAGGUGAACUCUCUGCUGCGGGAGCAGCUGGAACAGGCAGGCUCAGCCAACCAGGCUCUGAGUGAGGACAUCCGCAAGGUGACCAGCGACUGGACCCGCAGCUGCAAGGAGCUGGAGCAGCGGGAGGCGGCUUGGAGGCGCGAGGAGGAGUCCUUCAAUGCCUACUUCAGCAGCGAGCACAGCCGCCUGCUCCUUCUCUGGAGGCAGGUAGUGGGGCUCCGACGUCUGGUCUGCGAGGCAAAGAUGGGCACAGAGAGAGACCUGCUGCAGCUGGGAAGGGAGCUGGUCCGCACAUCCCGGGCCAUCCAGGAGGCAGGUCAGGGGCUGAGUGCAGGCCUACAGCAGGCCGAGAGCCGGGCCGAGGCAGCCCUGGAGAAGCAGGCCCAGCUGGAGGAGCAGCUGCGAGACAGGGUACUCCGGGAGAAGGAUCUGGCCCAGCUGCAGUUGCAGAGUGACCUAGACAAGGCUGAUCUCAGUGCCAGAGUGACAGAGCUGGCCCUGUCCGUGGAGCGCCUCCAGAACCAGAACCUGGAGAAAGAGCAGGUCAACAGGACCCUCUCUGACAAGCUGGAGGCUCUGGAAUCUCUGCGGCUACAGGAGCAGGCAGCCCUGGAGGCAGAGGAUGGCGAGGGGCUGCAGCAGACCUUGAGGGACCUGGCACAGGCUGUCCUGUCAGACACCGAGAGCGGAGUCCAGCUGAGCGGCUCGGAGCGCACUGCAGACACCUCGGAUGUCAGCCUACAGGGGCUCUCUGGUCUGCGGACCCCGUCCCCGCCACGACGCUGCUCCCCAGGCCGUGGCCGUUCCCCCCGCCGCGGCCCAUCUCCAGCCUGCUCGGACUCCUCCACGCUCACGCUGAUCCAGUCUGCCCUGCACAAGCGCCAGCUGCAGGUCGAGGACAUGCGUGGGCGCUAUGAGGCCAGCCAGGACCUCCUAAGCACCCUGCGGAAGCAACUCGGUGACUGCGAGGGCGAACGGCGGGCCCUGGAAGAACAGCUUCAGCUCCUGCGGGACAAGAUUGAUGGAGCCACUCAGGCCCAAGAGGAUGCCCAGCGCGAGGCCCAGCGCCUGCGGAGCGCCAAUGACCUCCUGAGCAGGGAGAAGAGCAGCCUGGCUCACAGCCUGCAGGUGGCCCAGCAGCAGGCUGAGGAACUGCGCCAGGAGCUGGAGAAGCUGCAGGCUUCCCGGGAGGAGCUGCAGCGGCAGCAGGGACGGCUGGAGGAAGAGCAGGAGGAUGCUGUGCAGGAAGGAGCCCGGGCCCGCAGGGAGCUGGAGCGCAGUCAUAGGCAGCUAGAGCUGCUGGAAGUGAAGCGCUCAGGGCUGGCGAAGGAGCUGGUGGAGGUGAGGGAGGCCCUGAGCUCUACCACACUGCAGCGGGAUGUGCUGCAGGCCGAGAAAGCUGAGGUGGCAGAGGCCUUGACCAAGGCCGAGGCUGGCCGUGUGGAGCUUGAACUCUCCAUGACCAAGCUGAGGGCAGAGGAGGCUUCCCUGCGGGACUCCUUGUCCAAGCUGAGCUCCCUCAAUGAGAGCCUCGCUCAGGAUAAGCUGGGGUUGAACUGCCUCAUUGCUCAGCUGGAGGAGGAAAAGGCGGCCCUACUGGGCCGGCAGCAGCAGGCCGAGCACACUGCCACCUUGGCGUUGGAGGAGCAGGAGCGGCUGGAGCAGCUGCGGCAGGAGCAGGAGGUGGAGCGGCAGGGCCUGGAAGGCUCCCUGCAUGCAGCCGAGCAGGCCCGGGAGGCACUGGAGCAGCAGCUCCUCACGCUGCGCAGCGAACGCAGCAGGUUGCAGGAGCAACUGGCGCAGCUCUCCAGGCAGCUGAGUGGACAGGAGCAGGAGCUGGAGCAGGCUCAGCGGGAGUCGCAGCGGCAGGUAGAGGCACUGGAGAGAGCCACCCGGGAGAAGGAGGCGUUGGCCAAGGAGCGGGCUGGCCUGGCCGUACAGCUGGCGGCAGCAGAGCGCGAGGGCCGGACCCUGUCCGAGGAGGCCACCCGCCUACGCUUAGAGAAGGAAGCCCUGGAGAGCAGCCUGUUCGACGUGCAGAGGCAGCUGGCGCAGCUCGAGGCCCGCCGGGAGCAGCUAGAAGCUGAUGGACAAGUCUUGCUGCUAGCCAAGGAGACCCUGACUGGAGAGUUGGCAGGCCUACGGCAGCAGCUGGCAACCGCAGAACAGAAAGCUGCUCUGGAUAAGGAACUGAUGGCCCAGAAACUGGUACAGGCAGAGCGGGAGGCACAGGCUUCUCUGCGGGAGCAGCGGGCAGUCCACGAGGAGGACCUGCAGCGGCUCCAGCGGGAGAAGGAGGCAGCAUGGCGGGAGCUGCAGACAGAGCGGGCCCAGCUGCAGGGCCAGCUGCAGCGGGAGCGGGAGGAGCUGCUGGCUCGGAUGGAGGCUGAGAAGGAGGAGCUGAGUGAGGAGAUCGCUGCCCUGCAGCAGGAGCGCGACGAGGGCCUGCUCCUGGCCGAGAGCGACAAGCAGCAGGCCUUGUCUCUGAAGGAGUCUGAGAAGACAGCAUUGUCUGAGAAGUUGAUGGGGACCCGGCACAGCCUAGCGGCCAUCUCUCUGGAGAUGGAACGGCAGAGGCGAGAUGCGCAGAGCCGGCAGGAGCAGGACCGGAACAUGGUGAAUGCCCUGACAUCUGAGCUGCGGGACGUCCGGGCCCAGCUGGAGGAGGCUGCCGCUGCCCAUGCUCAGGAAGUGAAGAUGCUUCAGGAGCAAGCCAGGGACCUUGGCAGGCAGCGGGAGUCCUGCAUGCGGGAGGCAGAAGAGCUUCGGACUCAGCUGCGCCUGCUGGAGGACACCCGUGACGGGCUGCGACGGGAGCUGCUGGAGGCCCAGCGCAAGGUUCGGGACAGCCAAGAGGGUCAUGAGGCCCAGCGCCAGGAAGCUGGAGAGCUGCGGCGCAGCCUGAGCGAGGGUGUCAAGGAGCGUGAGGCCUUGAGGCGCUCCAACGAGGAGCUGCGGGCUGCCGUGAAGAAGGCUGAGAGCGAGCGCGUCAGCCUGAAGCUUGCUAAUGAGGACAAGGAGCAGAAGCUGGUGCUCCUGGAGGAGGCUCGGGCUGCUGUGGGCAAGGAGGCUGGGGAGCUGCGGGCAGGCCUGCAGGAGGUGGAGCGCUCUCGGCUGGAGGCUCGGCGCGAGCUGCAGGAGCUCCGGCGCCAGAUGAAGAUGCUGGACAGUGACAAUGCCAGGCUGGGCCGGGAGCUAGCUGAGCUGCAGGGCCGCCUGGCCUUGGGUGAGCGGGCAGAGAAGGAAAGCCGGCGAGAGGCCCUGGGCCUCCGGCAGAAGCUGCUGAAGGGCGAGGCCAGCCUGGAGGCUCUGCGGCAGGAGCUCCAGGGAUCCCAGAGGAAGCUGCAGGAGCAAGAGGGCGAUUUCCGAACUCGCGAGCGAGGCCUGCUGGGCUCCCUGGAGGAGUCUCGCAAGGCGGAGAAGAAGCAGCUGGACAUGGCCCGCAGCCUGGAGCUGCGGCUGGAGUCCAUGCGGGCGGAGGCUGCGGAGCUGGGGCUGCGGCUGAGCGCCGCAGAAGGCCGGGCACAGGGCCUGGAGGCCGAGUUGGCCCGCGUGGAGGCGCAGCGGCGCACCGCAGAGGCUCAGUUGGGUGGCCUGCGCUCAGCCCUGCGUAGGGGCCUGGGUUUGGGCCGAGCGUCCAGUCCGGCUCCAAGGCCAGUGCUCUGCUCGCCGGUUAGGGACACACCUGUAGGAGGAAGUGGAGAAGGACUCAGCAGCCCCAGCCCCUUAGAGCGCAGCCCUGGGUCCCUGCCUCCAUCCCCAGGACCUGUCACAUCCCCUGCGUCUCCAGAUCUGGACCCCGAGGCAGUGCGGGGAGCUCUCCGGGACUUCCUGCAGGAGCUGCAGCGCGCCCAGAGGGAGCGAGAUGAACUUCGGAUUCAGACCAGCACCCUGAGUCGACAGCUGGCUGAGAUGGAAGCCGAGAGGGACAGUGCAACCUCACGGGUCAGGCAGCUGCAGAAGACAGUGACUGAGAGUGAGGAAGCCCGGCGCAGUGCAGAUGGACGGCUGAGUGGGGCCCAGGCGGAGCUGGCCCUGCAGGAGGAGAGUGUGCGGCGCAGCGAGCGGGAGCGCAGGGCCACGCUGGACCAGGUGGCUGUGCUGGAGAGAAGCCUUCAGACCACCGAGAGCGAGCUCCGGGCCAGUCAGGAUAAGAUCAGCAAGAUGAAAGCCACCGAGGCCAAGCUGGAGAAUGACAAGCGGCGCCUGAAGGAGGUGCUGGACGCCUCAGAGAGCCGCUCCAUCAAGCUUGAGCUGCAGCGGCGCGCUCUGGAGGGCGAGUUGCAGCGCAGCCGCCAGCGCCUAGGUGAUGGGCAGGCCCAGGCCCAAGCCCUCCAGGAUCGGGUGGACUCCCUGCAGAGACAGGUCGCAGACAGUGAAGUGAAGGCGGGAACCUUGCAGCUGACUGUGGAGCGGCUGAAUGGGGCUCUGGCCAAGGUAGAGGAGAGUGAGGGGGCCCUGCGGAGCAAGGUCCAGAGCCUGACCGAAGCCCUGACCCAGAGCAGCAGCAGUCUGACCAGCACCCAGGACAAGAACCUGCACCUGCAGAAGGCCUUGACGGCCUGUGAACACGACCGCCAAGUGCUCCAGGAGCGGCUGGACGCCGCCCGCCAGGCGUUGUCUGAAGCGCGAAGACAGAGCAGCUCCUUGGGCGAGCAGGUGCACACGCUGCGGGGCCAGCUGGCUGACCUGGAGCAGCAGCGGGCGGAGGCUGAGGGCCAGCUGCACCAGCUGCAGCAGGUGUUGCGGCAGCGGCAGGAGGGCGAGGCCACUGCUCUGCACUCUGUCCAGAAGCUGCAGGAGGAACGGCGGCUGCUGCAGGAGCGCCUGGCCAGCUUGCAGCGGGCCCUGGCUCAGCUGGAAGCCGAGAAGAGAGAGGUGGAGCGCUCUGCCCUGCGUCUCGACAAGGACCGCAUGGCUCUCAGGAAGACACUGGAUAAGGUGGAGCGGGAGAAACUUCGCAGCCAUGAGGACACGAUGCGGCUGAGUGUGGAGAAGGGCCGCCUGGACCGCACUCUCUCCGGGGCUGAGAUAGAGCUGGCCGAGGCCCAGCAACAGAUCCAGCAGCUGGAGGCCCAGGUGGUAGCCCUGGAGCAGAACCACAGCCCCACCCAGCUGGAGGCAGGUGAGCAGCAGCAGCUGGAGCUGCAGCAGGAGGUGGAGCGCCUGCGCAGUGCCCAGGUGCAGACGGAGCGGACCCUGGAGGCGAGAGAGCGGGCCCACCGCCAGCGCGUGCGGGGGCUGGAGGAGCAGGUGUCCACACUGAAGGAGCAGCUGCAGCAGGAGCUUCGUAGGAGCUCAGCCUCCUUCUCUCCACCCUCCGGGCCCCUGGAGAAAUGAGCCCCUUCUGGCUGUUACCCUCUGCACAGCCCAUCCAGGGCUGGACUGUUGGGGUGAGGGGAGCCUGAGUGGCAUACCGGGUGGCUUCCAGUUGUUGCCAGGCCACCCCCAUCAUUCCAGGCCCUUCUCCUGGGAGGGCCACUCUCGAUUGUGGGAGUCCUUCUGAGUGGCUGAGCCAAAGCCAAGGGUCAGGGAGAGCCCUUGUCUCCAGCCAGCUCUGGAGCACAGAUCCCUCUGCCUUAGUUCAAUGUUGUCAGCAAACUCCUCAGUGAGUUUAGAGCCCUUGUAUUUUUGUAUUUUUUAUAAUGUUAACUGUUGAGAACUGUUGUGGUUUUUGUAACAUGAUCCAUUUUCUAGAA
Molecule: messenger RNA, 6474 nt
Organism: Jaculus jaculus (lesser Egyptian jerboa)
Lineage: Eukaryota; Metazoa; Chordata; Mammalia; Rodentia; Dipodidae
Gene: Crocc
Product: ciliary rootlet coiled-coil, rootletin
Exons: 37
Coding region: 71-6115 (2014 amino acids)
Biological process (GO): centrosome cycle
Source: RefSeq, a predicted model, not a curated record